ACGCGCCCAAAGCAUUGUGGGAGACGUAGUCAUCGUGUUCUUCGUAAACUGUAGAAUUAGCUUCAAAAUGGAUAAUUUACUACACUACCCAGAGUUCCACGCGACCAUACUCGAUGUCAGUUAUGUAUACGGGUCCUGUGCUUCUCUUUUUGGCUCUUUGUAGUGUCUUCUGAACUUCUUUAAGGAGUUUGAAGAGUUGUUUCUGUAUGCUUCGAGGACACAUUGUAAUAACAGUUGAGAUUAAAUUGUUCUAUUUGGUGAGGAGUUCUAUCACCAAACAGAUGACGUCCUCAGGUCACAAUCCUCACCUGUUCAGAUGGAGGAGCAAAACACCUGCUAACAAGGUGCAUGUGAAGUAUGAUGAUAUCGAUCAGUGGAGGAAGCGUGUGGAGAAGGCUUCUGAGUGUGCUGUUUCUGAAGUUUUCUCCCAAAAGAAACCUCGCUCUGGCUCCCACAGCCUCUCCAUGCCGUUGCACAGUUCUGAACAGUUAAGAGACCAUGAUGAAACUUACAGUGAAGCUCAGGCUCUUCUUGGUGAUUGGCUGGGCAGUAAGUUGCGUCUGGAGCUGGAGCUGGAGGAAGAGGAUGACCUAGCGUGUCCCGCUGGGAGGAGAAGCCCUGAUGCUUUGGCCGGUGCUCAACCUGCUGUCCUGAAAUACAACAACUUUGAGGAUCUGUACAACUGCCUGGCUGAGGAGGAAGAGCAGGGCGCUGUUAGCAGCUUCCUUCAGGACCUGAUGGAGCAGGAGUUGCUGGACUCUGGGGUGAUAGAGGAUCUGGCUCUGGAUGUUGGACAAACCAGGACAAAGUUCAGAGACCCGAUUGUCACCAUGGAAGCACGACACUUGCAAGUGCGUGAGAACAGGACCCGGCGGGAGGCUGAGAUGCAGAGGAAACAGAGAGAGAGAGAGGCUCAGCGAGUGGCGAGAGAGGAGGCGCAGAGGGGGGGCCGAGGGGAGGAGAUGAGAAGGAAGCAGGAGGCUAGGAGGCAGGAGGAGAUGGUGCAGCAGGAGAUGGUGAGGCUGCGGCGUCAGAUGGAGGAGAGGAGAGGCCUGGAGCAGAUGGUCCGACAGAGGGAGAAGGAGAGAGGAGAAGGGCAGAGGGCAGCCAGAGGGCUCCAGCCAACUCCUCCACUUCCCACUAAGCAGCAGCUUCAGGACACAGAGCAGCUAUACAGACAGGAGAAAACUCAAACCAAGGUCCACAUGCAUGACCUCCAGUGUCUGCAGAGGCAUUUCUCCGGAUGGUAUUCUGUUGUCUUGGAUCGAAGGCUGCGUUUGGGUAAGGCCAUGGCUCUCUGUGACUGGAAGAGGCAGCUGAGAGUGUGGCGAGCGUGGCGGGCAGUGGUGUGGGCUCAGCGAAGGCAGCGAGAAGUGGUUAAAACGGAGGAGGAGCUACGAGCUGAAAACAGACAAUGCCGGCUGGCUGCAGAGAGUGACAGGAAGCGGUUGUUACGGCGAUGCCUGUGUGAGUGGCUGCUGUGGUGUCGGAUGGAGAAGGAACAACGAGAGCUUUUGUCCCAGCAGCAGGAGACCCGGCGCAAGAUGGCCGCCUUAAUAAAUGCUGCAUCAGCAGGCAAACUGGAGGCCACAGAAACCUCAAAACAUCAGCAAGUAAUGGCCCCACCUGAGGCCGUGUCUACCCAGCCAGAGAGGACUAACAAGGAAGAUCACCAAGGGUCAGGCCCUUUAGCCCCUAACACCUCCGCAGCACAGCAGAAAACUACCCCUGUGGGUGCAAUGACACGGCCCACUCAGCCAUGGCAGGUGACUCGACGCCACGCAGCCCCGACUGCUGCCGAGGUUCACAGUGCACAGCGGAAAGGAGGAAGUGAUGAUGUACCGGGAUCAAAUAUCAGAGCGAGCAGCAGGUAUGGGAAGAGACACACCGUCCAGCAGCAGAUCAUUACGCAGCAGAGGAAGCUGCUGAGGGAGCAGCAGGAGCAGAUCGCUAGGCUGAAGGAGGAGCAGAGUGUGGUGAGCCUGGAGCUGGAGAUGGAGAAAACUGCACAGAUCACACAGCUCUCAGUGCUGAGGGGCCAGAGAGCAAAGGGUUACAAGGCUGACCCUGCAGAGCACAGGGCACACACAGCUCCUGCAGUACCUGAAGGUCUUUGUGCACCUCAGAGGGAAGCGCCCUCACGGCAGAAGUUCCCACAUCCAAUCAUUACAGCCAUGGAGGAUCGUGCACGUCAGCGCGCAGAGCGGAGGAAGGAAGUCGUGGAGCUCAAACAGAGAAACGAAGAGAAAAAACUGGCUGAGCUGAAAGCUGCUGAGGAGCAGAGGAAGAGGGGGGAAGAGGAGGAGAAGCACAGAGCAGCAGAGAGGAAGAGAGAGGAGAAGAGACAAGAAAAAGAGAGGAAAGAGGAGAAACAGCGCCAACUUAAAAGGCACCAGAAGCUCCUGGAGCUGGCCCGUCAACACCACCACAGAAACCUACUUCUACGUCGAGGCCUGGCUCCAUGGAAACGGCUCAUUCAGCUCAGACAAGCCAACAUACAGCUGGCAGACGGUCACCACAAUCUCCUGCUCCUGAGGCGCUGCACACGAGGCUGGCUGCAGUCAGCCAGAGAGUCCCUGUCUGAGAGGGAGGCUUCAGCUGACCAACUGUACCAGCAUGCUCUGCUUCAGAGGGGCUUAAGCUGCUGGAAGAGACUUAAAGACUGGAGGUUUAUUCAGGAGCAGAGAGCCGAACGCUUCUAUCGGGCUCGCACUCUCAGGAGGUUUCUGCUGGCGCUGCUGGACCAUGUGACCCAGGAGAGGCUGAUGGAGCGGGACCGUCAGGAGCUGUCACAGGAGCACAAUAACAGACGGCUGCUGCGGCGAUGCCUCCUGACCUGGAGGCAGCUUCCGUCACUGCUGCGUAAAGAAAGAGAGAAAGAAGUGCGACGGGAGCGGCUGGGGCGGAGAGUGGCCGAGGUGCUGCCGGAUUUCGGUUCCAACCCACUGUGAUGAUGACACCUAGAGAAGCUGUCAAUGUGGAGAACAAACUUUACACACCCACACACACACACACAUCUCAGUCUCAUGUAGAAGCUCACAAUCCUCACAUUUAUUCAAGAUUAAUAAAUACAGUCAGCGUCAUACAGAUACACCGUUGUUAGGAUACCAAUAAAAGGCUUUCAGUCUUUGUGAACUCUAAUAAAAGCAGCGAUAAUGAAGAGCA
Notolabrus celidotus (New Zealand spotty) is the source of this 3165-nucleotide messenger RNA. It is a transcript of the gene ccdc191, whose product is annotated as coiled-coil domain containing 191. The record is from RefSeq and is a predicted model, not a curated record. NCBI's taxonomy places the organism in Eukaryota, Metazoa, Chordata, Actinopteri, Labriformes, Labridae. Gene Ontology annotation, molecular function: phosphatase binding.